AUGCAUGGAGGUUUUGGUUUCGGCGAUAGAAAUGGUGAGAGGGUUGCCCUGUUGGACUUUGCGAGGGCUUUUGGGAUGGUAGUUGUGAACUCGAGCUUUUUGAAGAAGGAGGAUCAUCUGAUUACCUUCCGAAGCGCUUUAGCCAAGACUCAGAUUGACUUUCUGCUUCUUAGGAAGAGGGAUAAAGUUCUAUGUAAAACCUUUAAAGUCAUUCCGAGUGAUCAUCUUUCGACUCAGCACAGGCUUCUAGUGAUGGACUUGUUUAUCAAAAAGAGCAGGAAGAGUAGGGUCAGAGAGGGUCAACCUAGAAUCAAGUGGGGUAGUUUGACGCCAGUCAGUGCGCUGAAGAUAAGGGUGAUGGUGGCAGGAAUGGGGCCAUGGGAGUGUAGGGGGGACAUAGAUGGUAUGUGGGAUACGACUGCCAACUGCAUCAAGGAGACAGCUAGAGAGGUGUUAGGUGUCUCAAGGGGUCAGAUAGGUCGACAUAAGGGGAACUGGUGGUGGAAUGAAGAAGUUAAGAAAAAAGUGAAGACUAAGAAGGAGGCAUAUGUUAAGAUGAUCGAGAGUAAAGAUAAAAAGGAGAAACGGGUGAACAGGGAGGCUUACAAAGUGAUAAGAAUGUUGCGUGAGAAGCUCGCUUUGGGAGUGUUGUGUGAUAAGAAUAAUAAAUCAAGAAGAGAUAUUGAUGUUAUGUUGGUUCCUGUCAAGGCUAGAGAAUAUAUUAAUUCUACUAUGAUGCCCGAUGACUACGAAAGAGGCAAUGAUAUUAUGAUGAUGCCCGAUGAAUCAAAAAGAGGGAGUUCGUUUCUUGACUAUAUUCCUAUUGUUUGUGAGCUUCCCAAUAUGUUUCCUACCGAUCUACCUGGUAUGCCACCUGACUGUGAGAUUGAGUUUGUUGUUGACCUUGAUCCUGGCACCCGACCUAUUUUUAUGGAACCUUACUGUAUGGCUCCUGCUGAGCUUAAGGAGUUGAACUCUCUUCUCUAA
Capsicum annuum is the source of this 987-nucleotide messenger RNA. RefSeq lists its product as uncharacterized. The transcript is spliced from 3 exons. The record is from RefSeq and is a predicted model, not a curated record. Gene Ontology annotation, biological process: chromatin remodeling. NCBI's taxonomy places the organism in Eukaryota, Viridiplantae, Streptophyta, Magnoliopsida, Solanales, Solanaceae. Gene Ontology annotation, cellular component: nucleus. Bases 1 to 987 code for a protein of 328 amino acids.